AUGACUCCGGCUGUCAAGUACGCCCACGUGCAAGGGUUCACAGAUCCUGAAACAGACCCUGAAGACCCCAGCCUGGUAACCUGGGAUGGUCCCAAUGACCCGGAGAAUCCGCUCAAUUGGAGCAGGGCGAGGAAAUGGACUGUGACGAUCCUCGUCUCUUGCUUUACCUUCAUCUCUCCCGUCUCCUCCACAAUGAUCGCACCUGCACUUUCCACCAUCGCAGUGGAGUUUGACAUCCGAGGAAACAUCGAGCAAUACCUGGUGAUGUCUAUUUUCCUCCUCGCAUAUGCAGUCGGGCCGUUUAUAAUCGGCCCAUUAUCCGAAAUUUAUGGCCGUGUGGUGAUCCUGCAGUCUGCCAAUCUUUUCUAUCUUAUUUUCAACACAGUGUGUGGCUUUACACGCUCACGGCAAGAAAUUCUGGCAUUUCGCUUCUUGAGCGGCCUGGGAGCAAGCGCGCCCCAAGCGAUCGGAGGAGGCGUCCUGAGCGAUUGCUUCCGGAAAGAAGAGCGCGGAACAGCGACAGCCAUCUAUAGCGUCAUGGCCUUUCUUGGGCCUGCAGUCGCACCAAUUGCUGGCGGCUACCUGACCCAAUAUUUGUCGUGGCGAUGGGUCUUCUGGGUCGUCUCGAUGGCCGACGCGUUGGUUCAAUUACUGGCCUUUUUCUUCCUACCUGAGACGUACGCGCCGAAGAUUCUUGCGGACAAAAAGAAGCAGCUUCAGCGGAGAACCGGUGACAAAUCGCUUCAUACGGAAUAUGAACAGUUGGACCGCUCAUUUGGUCAAGUCCUUCGUAAGAAUCUUGUCCGACCGUUCGUGAUGCUCGGUACACAACCUGCUAUUCAGGCUCUCGCUUUAUAUCGCGGCUACCAGUAUGGUCUGAUGUAUCUAGUUCUGGCAUCUUUCCCUCUAGUCUGGGAGAAUCACUAUCAUGAAGAUAAGGGCACUGCCAGUCUGAACUACCUCUCCCUCGGAGUAGGCUUUAUUAUCGGCUUGCAAUUCUCCGGCCAGGUUCUCGAUAAGGUCUACAAAGCUCUGCAGCGACACUACAACCAUCCAGGCCGCCCAGAAUUCCGCAUCCCUCUCAUGAUUCCCGGUGGACUACUCGUUCCCGCUGGUCUGUUUCUUUAUGGCUGGACCGCUCAGGUCAAAACCCACUGGAUUGUGCCAAAUAUCGGUGCGGCAAUCUUUGCCAUCGGCCUGAUCAUUUCCUUUCAAUGUGCACAGACAUAUGUCGUUGAUGCCUACUCACGAUACGCCGCGAGUGCGACAGGCGCGGCCGCUUUCGUGCGGACCCUGGCUGGCUUCGGAUUUCCGCUUUUCGCAGAUAGUCUAUACCGGACAUUGGGACUUGGCUGGGGCAAUAGCUUGUUAGCAUUUGUGAGCCUAGCACUGGGCACGGUCGCUCCUAUUCUACUCUGGUUCUAUGGGGAGUGGCUCCGCGCCAAAAGUCCCUACUGUGCUGGCUAA
Molecule: messenger RNA, 1467 nt
Organism: Aspergillus tanneri
Lineage: Eukaryota; Fungi; Ascomycota; Eurotiomycetes; Eurotiales; Aspergillaceae
Product: MFS transporter
Exons: 6
Coding region: 1-1467 (488 amino acids)
Biological process (GO): transmembrane transport
Molecular function (GO): transmembrane transporter activity
Source: RefSeq, a predicted model, not a curated record